Molecule: messenger RNA, 2817 nt
Organism: Yarrowia lipolytica CLIB122
Lineage: Eukaryota; Fungi; Ascomycota; Dipodascomycetes; Dipodascales
Biological process (GO): proteasome-mediated ubiquitin-dependent protein catabolic process; regulation of protein catabolic process
Cellular component (GO): proteasome storage granule; nucleus; proteasome complex
Molecular function (GO): enzyme regulator activity
Source: RefSeq, a predicted model, not a curated record
AUGGCCACCACCGCAGCCCCAAUUCUGGCGCUGCUCGACGAACCAAACUACGAUCUCAAGACCCAUGCCCUCGAAUCGCUGGAUGAAAACAUCACCCAGCUGUGGGCGGAGGUUUCCGACCACGUGUCCCAGAUUGAAGAGCUCUACGAAGACAAGGACUUCCCCAAGCCCGAGCUCGCGGCUCUCGUGGCCUCCAAGAUCUACUACAACCUGGGCGACUACGAGUCAUCCAUGAAGUUUGCUUUGGCCGCUGGAAAACUCUUCAACUUCGAUUCCUCCUCUGAUUACGUCGAGACCAUUGUCAGCAAGUGCAUCCGAGAAUAUAUUGAGGUGUCGCAACAACACUACGAGGAUCCGUCUGCGCCUGUUCCCGACGCCCGUCUCGCCACGGUGCUCGACCAAAUGCUGCAGCGAUCGUACGCCCAGGGCCACCUGAAGCUGGCUCUCGGAGUGGCGCUGGAGGCCCGACGUUUGGACAUUAUCACCAAGAUCCUCGAGACCGCAGACACCGAAACGACCGUGGAGCUGGUGCAUUACGUGUUGGACUGCGUCGUAACGGUCGUCUCUUCGCGCCGGUUCAAGGACGAGGUGCUGUUGGAGCUCAACAAUGUCAUCCUGGGUCUGCCCCAGCCCGACUACCACGCCAUCUGCAAGAUCAUCGUCCAGCUCAACAGCAGCGAAGGCGCCUCUCGGCUCUUCAAGUCUCUGUUGGCCUCCAAGGACCCCGACUCCACCCUCAUUGCGUACCAGUGCGCUUUUGAUCUAGUGGCGUCAGGCUCGCAGCAGCUGCUCAACGAGGUUGCCGCCGAGUUCAAGGACAACGAGACCCUCGCAAAGAUCCUCUCCGGCGUCCCUACCUGCGACUACGACCUCACAUUCCUUAACCAGAACAAUAACACCGACACACAGAUGCUCAACCGGACCAAAAACUCGCUUGACCCCAAGAGCUCCAUGAACCACUCGGCCGUCACCUUUGCCAACGCAUUUCUGCACGCCGGCACAGCCCAGGACUCGUUUAUCCGCUCCAACCUCGACUGGCUCUCCAAGGCCUCCAACUGGACCAAGUUGUCGGCCACGGCUGCUCUGGGAGUCAUUCACAAGGGAAACCUGUCGCAGGGCCGACGAAUUCUCGCUCCCUACCUGCCCCAGGGCGAUAAUGCUGCCUCCGGCUCACCCUACACCCGGGGAGGCUCUCUGUACGCCCUUGGUCUCAUCUUUGCAGGCCAUGGCAACGAGGUGCUCGACUACCUUCAGCAGCAGAUUGAAGACACAGCAUCCGACGACGGAGGCGAUGUUGUGCUGCACGGUGCCUGUCUGGGUAUCGGUGUGGCUGGCAUGGGCUCCGGAAAGGCCUCUCUUUACGACAAACUGAGAGACGUGCUGUUUUCGGACUCUGCCGUGGCCGGAGAGGCUGCCGGACUCGCCAUGGGUCUGGUAAUGCUGGGAUCUGCCGACGAUGAUGCCCAGAAGGAAAUGUUCCUUUACGCACACGAGACUCAGCACGAGAAGAUCAUUCGGGGUCUGGCUCUGGGCCUUGCUCUUGUCAAUUACGCACGAGAGGAGUCUGCCGAGCCCAUGAUCGAGCAGCUGCUGGCCGAGCAGGACCCCAUUCUGCGGUACGGAGGAGCCUACACCAUUGCUCUUGCCUACGCCGGCACCGGCAACAACAAGGCCAUUCAGCGACUGCUGCACAUUGCUGUUUCUGAUGCCUCUGAUGACGUGCGACGAGCAGCUGUCAUUUCGCUGGGUUUCAUCCUUCUGCGUAACUACACUGCCGUCCCCCGAAUGGUCGAGCUGCUGUCCGAGUCGCACAACCCCCACGUGCGGUACGGAACUGCCCUGGCCCUCGGUAUUUCGUGUGCAGGCACAGGUCUCAAGGAGGCGGUGGAGGUGCUUGAGCCUCUGACUAAGGACCCCGCAGACUUUGUGCGACAGGGUGCUCUUGUGGCUCUCGCCAUGAUCCUCAUCCAGCAGAAUGAGAAGAUGAGUCCUCGAGUCAAGACUGCCCGGGAGACCUUUGCUCAUGCCAUUGCCUCCAAGCACGAGGACCCCAUGGUCAAGUUUGGUGCUGCUCUAGCUCAGGGUAUCAUUGAUGCCGGAGGUCGAAAUGUGACCAUUGCUCUUGAGAACCCCCAGACUGGGUCUCUUAACAUGAAGGCCAUUGUCGGUCUGGUUGUCUUCUCGCAGUUCUGGUACUGGUUCCCCUACACCCACUUCCUGUCUCUGUCAUUCAGCACCACUGCUGUCACCGGAGUCAACGAGGACCUCAAGAUCCCCCAGUUUGACUUUGUCACCUCUCACAAGCCCUCCUACUUUGGCUACCCUCCUCCUGCCGAGGAGGUGGUUGACAAGGCUCCCGAAAAGGUUGCCACCGCCGUUCUCUCUACCACAGCUCGUGCCAAGGCUCGGGCCAAGAAGAACGAGAAGGAUAAGGCUGACAAGAUGGAAGUUGAGGAGAAGCCCGAGGAGCCCUCCUCCGCCGCUGCAGCAUCUUCAAAGCCUGCCAAGGAGGCCAAGGUGGACGAGGACGCUGAUAAGCGAAUCCCCGGUCAGAAGAAGUGGCGUCUUGCCAACUUAACACGAGUGCUGCCUUCCCAGCUCAAGUAUAUUUCGUUUCCUGAGGAGAACCGGUUUGUGCCCAUUCGAAAGUUGCAUUCUGUUGGUGGAGUUGUGGUUCUGAGAGACCAGGAGAAGGGCAAGGGCGGCAAGAAGCCUCAGUUCAUCAAGACGGUCCGACAGAUCAACAAUCCUUUUGAUGAUGAGGACGACGAGGCUCCUCUGCCCGAGCCUUUCAAGUACGUCGAGGAGACCGAGUAA